UCUUUUCUUUCUUUGGAUGAAUCGAUUCUCUCUUCAAUAACUGAACCCUUUUCAGUGUGUUGCUUCACUCUCAAUCUUCCAUCAAAGAUUGGACCGUUAAAAGGAAAUACUCCAUAUUAGCAAUAAAGAAAUCAUUUUUAUUGCUCUCAACUCAUUGAAUUUUUUUCCCUCUAUGCCUGUUCUUCGUAGAAAAUUCUUGCACUGAUUUACUUUACCGACACAAAUUCUUACUAGGGUUUUUCUCAAGCUGGUCACCGAAAUUUCAACCCUUUACCCAAUUUCCCAAUCUCAAGAUUUUCUUUUUCAUUUUCUUUUUUAUACACUAAUAUUUUCUUUAAUUGCUAAUUACUCGAAAACGUUUACUUUUUUUUUCCUUUCUACUUUUUUUUUCCGCUAAACUGAAAUUGGCUAUGAAUGUUCCGCCUAAUACCAAUUUCGAAUUUCAUGCUUUCAUGAAUUUGUUCGAGUCUUGAAUUUCUGGGUCUGAGGGAGUUCCCAAUUUAGGGAUUUUUGGGCCGUUUUCUACUGCUUUUUUGUACUCAUUAGGGUCUGUUUGAGUUGCAAGGCAUGAACUUGGAUGGGUUUUCAGGGUUUUAACUGAGAGAAAAACCCUAUUUAAUUCUCCAUUUUCUUCCUACAAAAUUAAUUAGGUUUCUGAGGCAAAGUUUUAUUGGAGUGGUUAAAGAUGAUAGCAGAGAAACCCAGUUGGAUUAAGCAUGGUGGCACUCAGAUUUUCUCCAUUGAUAUUCAGCCUGGUGGCCUCAGGUUUGCCACUGGUGGUGGUGAUCAUAAGGUUCGCAUCUGGAACACAAAAUCUGUUGGCAGAGAGAUGCAAACUGAUGAUUCAGCUUCAAAGCUUCUGGCAACUCUGCGGGACCAUUUUGGUUCUGUUAACUGCGUUAGGUGGGCUAAGCAUGGGCGGUAUAUUGCAUCUGGAUCUGAUGAUCAAGUUAUUCUUGUUCAUGAGCGGAAGCCUGGCUCGGGAACCACAGAAUUUGGCAGCGGAGAGCCGCCUGAUGUUGAGAACUGGAAAGUUGCCAUGACUUUGAGAGGGCACACUGCUGAUGUGGUGGAUCUUAAUUGGUCUCCUGAUGACUCGACAUUGGCCAGUGGGAGUUUGGAUAAUACCAUUCAUGUUUGGGACAUGAGUAACGGAAUCUGCACUGCAGUUCUUCGUGGUCAUUCUAGUCUCGUAAAGGGUGUAGCUUGGGAUCCUAUUGGGUCAUUUAUAGCUAGUCAAUCGGACGACAAGACUGUCAUAAUUUGGCGAACUAGUGACUGGAGCCUUGCUCAUAGAACUGAUGGUCACUGGGCUAAAUCUCUUGGCUCCACCUUCUUCAGACGGCUUGACUGGUCACCGUGCGGUCAUUUUAUAACUACGACUCAUGGUUUUCAGAAGCCCAGGCAUUCUGCACCUGUCCUUGAGAGAGGGGAAUGGUCUGCCACAUUUGACUUCUUAGGACAUAAUGCACCAAUCAUUGUUGCUAAGUUCAAUCAUUCAAUGUUUAGGAGGACUCCCUCCAAUUCCGAGGACUUAAAAACUUCAUUGGUUGGUUGGAGCAAUGGUUCUUCAAAGGUUGAAGGAAAAGAUUUACAGCCAUAUAAUGUUAUUGCAAUAGGAAGUCAGGACCGCACCAUAACUGUAUGGACGACAGCUAGCCCUAGACCUCUUUUUGUGGCUAAACAUUUCUUCACUCAAAGCGUGGUGGACCUCACCUGGAGCCCUGAUGGGUACUCGGUAUUUGCUUGUUCCUUGGAUGGGACAGUGGCGACGUUCCAUUUUGAUGUGAGUGAAAUUGGAUAUAAACUAACUGAUGCUGAACUAGAUGAUUUGAAGAGAAAUCGCUAUGGUGAUGUCAGAGGUCGGCAGGGAAACUUAGCUGAGACUCCAGCACAGUUAUUGCUUGAAGCAGCUUCUGCAAAGCAAAUUCUGAGUAAAAAGACGCAUGCAGUUGUUGCAGAGAGUCGGGCAUCUUUGAAACCUUCUAAAGAUUUAGGGGUUACUACAAAAAUUAAUAAGACUGUUGUAAAUGAUGGAAAGAAAACUGAUGAUGCUAUCAGUGAGGUGUCAAACAAGGUGGUCUCUGCUCGGAUGUCAAGUCCUGUAAAGCAGAAAGAAUAUAGACGCCCUGAUGGUCGGAAAAGGAUAAUACCAGAAGCAGUUGGUGUCACUGCCCAUCAGGAGAGAACGUCUAUUGGUGAUCACUCUGAAGGUCUUGACUUAGCUGUGAAAUCUUUAGAUCAUAACAAGGAUAAUAACGGAGCGAUACAUACUGGUAAUGGUUCUCGAGAAGGAUCAAUAAGAAAAGUUGUAGGUGGGAGUGCCGAUCUAAGAGAGCGUUCUGGUGUCACGGCUAGAGCAUCUAUUAGUGAGAACUUGAUUAUUGAGAAGGCUCCAGCUUCUGGGAGUAAAGAAACAAGUAUUAAUGUCGAGCAGAUUGGUCAACUACCUUCUAAUAGUAUUCUUUCAAUACGAGUAUUUGAUAAGAAACAAGGGGAAGAUACAAUUUGCUUGGAAGCUCGUCCGAGAGAGCAUGCAGUUAAUGACAUGGUGGGAGCAGGAAACACUUUAAUGAUCAAAGAAACAGAACUUUCUUGUUCACGAGGAUCUCAUAAUCUUUGGUCUGAUAGGAUCUCGGGGAAGGUCACUGUCUUGUCUGGAAAUUCUAACUUCUGGGCUGUUGGUGGUGAAGAUGGAUCACUCCAGGUUUACACAAGAUGUGGGAGGCGUGCCAUGCCAACCCUGAUGAUGGGUUCUGCGGCAGUCUUUAUUGAUUGUGAUGAAUUCUGGAAAUUGUUAGUUGUCACAAGGAAGGCGUCCUUGUAUGUUUGGGAUCUUUUCAAUAAGACGUGUCUACUUCAGGAUUCCUUAGCUUCACUGGUAACAACAGACCUCAACUCCAAUGCGGGUACGGUCAAAGUUAUAUCUGCAAAAUUAUCCAAGUCUGGCUCUCCCCUUGUUGUCUUGGCUACACGCCAUGCAUAUCUAUUUGACAUGAGUCUUAAGUGUUGGCUGAGAGUGGUAGAUGAUUGUUUUCCUGCAUCAAAUUUCUCUAGCUCCUGGACCCUAGGUUCGGCACUUGGCGGUGAGCUGGCCGCGUUACAGGUUGAUGUCAGGAAAUAUCUGGCACGGAAACCAGGUUGGAGCAGAGUGACAGACGACGGAAUGCAAACACGUGCUCAUUUGGAAGCUCAGCUGGCAUCUGCUUUGGCUUUGAAUUCUCCUAAUGAAUAUCGCCAAUGUCUUCUGUCUUACGUUCGCUUUUUAGCAAGGGAGGCGGAUGAGUCCCGUUUAAGAGAAGUUUGUGAGACCUUUCUUGGACCUCCCAUCGGAAUGGCUGAAUCUGGAUCGGAUGUGAAAUCACCAUCAUGGGACCCUUCUAUUCUUGGAAUGAAUAAGCACAAGCUCCUCCGCGAAGACAUUCUUCCUGCUAUGGCAUCCAACAGGAAAGUCCAACGGCUACUCAACGAGUUCAUGGAUCUCCUAUCUGAAUAUGACUCCAUGGAGACGAGCUCUGAGCAGAAGAAUCCGCUGUCUGCACCAUCCCAGGCCACAAAAGAUGUAAGGGAUUCCAACCCUCCUACAGUAGACAAAAAAGAUUCUGAUCCAGCAGUGGCCACUCGAGAGAAUCUUGUCGAACCAGCUGAUCAUACUCUGCAGGCUACCGAUGAAAUGGAUACUUCGAGAGCAACCGAACCUCAAGCGGAUUCUGCCCUCGCGAAUCAAGUGCAAACAACAGAGCAAAUGAUUAUAGACGUUCCUGCCUCGGAUCAAGUAGAAAAUGCCGCCCCAUCUGCUGAAGACAAGGAUUCUUGAUCUCGACUUGAAACAUUCGUGCCAACCAAAUACUAAAUGCUAAUGUCGAUCACCAGUCUUUCUCUGCUCGUGGAAAUCAGAAUCUUGUACUGACGUUCGAGCACUGAGGUCGUAGACUAUGGGAGCUGCUGUGUCUGAAGCUCCAGCUGACAAAGCGUCGCGCAGUUGAGGUACUUACAUCCAAUUCGUCGUUGGUUAUUCUACUGUGACUAGAGUUUCUUCUAAUUGUGUUAUACAUUCAAGCUAAUUUUUGUAUGUAAAGUUGAUUGCUUUAGGCUCCCAUUUUCAACUAGGUUUGUAAAGAAAAUUCUACACUCUAAAUCUAAAACGCACAAUUUUUGCUGAUUUAAGUUGUGCUUUGUUGUGACGAGGGAAUCAGCAAGCAGUCAUACAUUUUAGACAUAUUGCCAUUCUUUCUUUUA
This is a messenger RNA of Salvia miltiorrhiza (redroot sage), 4239 nucleotides long. RefSeq names its product protein HIRA. Gene Ontology annotation, cellular component: HIR complex; nucleus. NCBI's taxonomy places the organism in Eukaryota, Viridiplantae, Streptophyta, Magnoliopsida, Lamiales, Lamiaceae. Gene Ontology annotation, biological process: DNA-templated transcription; chromatin remodeling; regulation of DNA-templated transcription. The record is from RefSeq and is a predicted model, not a curated record. Bases 686 to 3817 code for a protein of 1043 amino acids. Gene Ontology annotation, molecular function: protein binding; nucleosome binding. The transcript has 10 exons.